UCUAAAACCCAACAAACGCUAACUAAGUGCGGUCUUACAUCACUUACUAUACACUUACACCUACUCUACAAUAUUCUUCUUCACUAUGAAUACCCACCAAGCACCCAACAAUAUCCUUUCUCUUUCUACCUCUGCUUCCUUCUUAUGUGUUUUUGUUGAGAUUUGUGAUUUUUUUCUCAAGAGAAGAUGAAUUGCUACUAUGGAUUCCCUCAGAUGAACACAAUGACAAACAGCUUUGAAGAAGUGGUUUGUCCUAAACCUCGUCGAUAUCCUUCCAUCAACAGACCCUUUAGGUGUCCUAUUAGCUACCAAUCUGAGAUUGAAGAUUCAGAAGUUGGGUCAGAACUUCUAGACAUCAUUCAUCCCAAGGGAAGCUGCUAUCCGGAGAGAUCGGCAUCGGCGGCGGAUAAAUUGUUGGCAUCGUCGCCGCCGUAUUUCAUCGGAUCUCCACCGAGCAGGGCUUCGAACCCUGUAAUCCAAGACGAGCGAUUCGGUAAUGGGAAUUUUAGUUGUCCAUUUACCGUGGCAUCGCCUUCGCCAUCGGCUCGAGGGUGUGGAGUUCCGAUGAAAUUCGGCAACACACCGGUUGCUGUUAGAAUUGAAGGUUUUGACUGUCUUAGAAGAGAUAGAAGGAGUAUUUCUGCUGUAGCCUAAUCCAUUUUUGAAGAAAGAAAAGGAAGAUAGAAAAUAGAGAGAGAGAGAGAACACAACACAACUCAAUACCAAGAAUGAGCAGAGGAGUUUUGUUUUUGUUUCCUUUGGAAAGAGGAUCUAAUCUUAAUAAUUAGUACUGUUUGAUGUAUAUAUAAUUGUGAUGUUUCAAGUUUGAUGAUGUUAAUCAAUAAAAGAGAGAGAACAAAUCAGAGUUAACAAGGUAAGAAAAGAAGCCAUUUUCUUCUGUUUUGUUGUUAGGUUUGUGGAGAGUUUAAGGUUUAUGUUUUAUGUUACUCAGAUCAGAUCCUUCCUAUGUAAUUGUAAUUUGGAGGAAAUUGGAAUUUUGUACAUCAUAUUAUUGUUACUAUUAUCAUAAUGAGAUUUUGAAGGUGUUGUUUA
Molecule: messenger RNA, 1053 nt
Organism: Vicia villosa (hairy vetch)
Lineage: Eukaryota; Viridiplantae; Streptophyta; Magnoliopsida; Fabales; Fabaceae
Exons: 4
Coding region: 187-654 (155 amino acids)
Source: RefSeq, a predicted model, not a curated record